Penicillium samsonianum is the source of this 2064-nucleotide messenger RNA. It is a transcript of the gene gta1, whose product is annotated as glutaminase GtaA. NCBI's taxonomy places the organism in Eukaryota, Fungi, Ascomycota, Eurotiomycetes, Eurotiales, Aspergillaceae. Gene Ontology annotation, biological process: carbohydrate metabolic process. The transcript is spliced from 7 exons. The coding region runs from base 1 to 2064 and encodes 687 amino acids. The record is from RefSeq and is a predicted model, not a curated record.
AUGCAGCUGUAUCGCCUCGGUCUGCUGGUUGCUUCCUUUGUGUCCUCCAUUGGAGCACAGUCGACCUUCUCCCCUGCCCGUCCCCCGGCUAUACCCCUCGCUGUUAGGUCACCGUAUCUGAGCACUUGGCUCAAUGUAGGAAGUGAUGGUGGUAAUGGCGGGUACUUGGCUGGUCAAUGGCCUGUCUUUUGGCAAAACCAGAUCACUGGGUGGACAGGUAUGAUCCGCGUCGACGGCAAUACCUAUACUUGGAUGGGCCUGCCCGGAUCCAAAACCGUCAAUCAGACCGCGUUUGAGUAUACUUCGACUAAGAGUAUCUUCACUAUGAACGUGGAGAAUAAGCUUGAAAUGAACAUUACAUUCUUGUCGCCUGUUACACCCACCGAUCUCAAGCGCCAGUCCCUCGUUUUUUCUUAUCUUAAUGUUGAGGUCUCUUCUCUUGAUGGCCAAAAGCAUGAUGUGCAGGUCUACGCGGAUAUCUCCGCAGAAUGGGCAUCGGGCGACCGAAAUGCCGUUGUAGAGUGGGAGUAUGGUACCACUGACGGUGUGGCCUACCACAAAGUACACCGACAGACUCAGCUGGCAUUUUCCGAAAAGAACGAGCAGGCCGAAUGGGGUAACUGGUACUGGGCCACCGACGACUCGAAAGGCAUGACCCACCAGGCUGGUGCGGAUACCAACGUCCGUGGUCAGUUCGCGAGCAUUGGAAAACUCACCAAUGGCGCUGACACCAACUUCCGGGCUAUCUCCUCCACCUGGCCCGUCUUUGGGUUCUCAUCCGAUCUGGGCUCGGUCGACUCUUCGCCCGUCAGCACACUCUUCUCGCUCGGUCUGACACAGGAUGAAGCCAUUCAAUACGAAGGCGCUUCGAAGUAUGCUCCAGUACCGUCCUUGUGGAAGAGUUAUUUCGGUAGCGAAUUGGCCGCCCUUUCAUUCUUCCACAAGGAUCAUGCCGAAUCGAGCAAUCUCGCGACCUCUUUCGAUAGCAGGGUGGCCCAGGAUUCAAUUGCCACAGCUGGACAGGACUACCUCACUGUUACCUCGCUCUCGGUUCGGCAGGCAUUUGGUGCUACCCAGCUCUGCGGUACGAAGGACAAAAUGUACAUGUUCCUGAAGGAAAUCUCUUCGGACGGCAACAUGAAUACCGUGGAUGUUAUCUUCCCAGCCUACCCGAUUUUCUUGUAUACCAACCCCGAACUCCUGAAGCUCGUUCUCACUCCCCUGUUUGAGAACCAGGAGGCUGGAAAGUAUCCCAACACAUAUUCCCUGCACGAUCUAGGCUCGGCUUACCCGAACGCCACGGGUCACUCCGAUGGCAGCGACGAGAGAAUGCCAUUGGAAGAGUGCGGAAAUAUGCUUAUCAUGUCUUUGGCUUACGCACAGAAGUCGGGUGACACUGACUUUUUGAAUGCACACUACACUCUGCUCAAGCAAUGGACCAGUUAUUUGGUUGAGGACUCGCUUUACCCUGCAAACCAGAUCUCAACAGACGACUUCGCUGGCUCCCUAGCCAACCAAACCAACCUCGCACUCAAGGGCAUGAUCGGGAUUCAGUCCAUGGCGGUCAUUGCCAAUCAGACUGGUCACACCGCUGACGCUGCUAAUUACUCGAGCAUCGCCAAAGACUACAUCACUCAGUGGCAGGACCUGGCUAUUUCCAAGAAUGCAAACCCGCCCCGAACGACCUUGUCGUACGGCGACACCGCUAGCCAUGGUCUUCUCUACAACCUCUUUGCCGAUGCCCAGCUCGACCUGAAUCUUGUUCCCCAGUCUGUCUAUCAGAUGCAGAGCGACUUCUACCCGACUGUUGAAAACAAGUACGGUGUGCCUCUAGACACCCGCCACACAUACACUAAAGGUGACUGGGAGUGCUUUGCAGCAGCUGUCAGUUCAAUCGAUACUCGGGCUAUGUUUAUCAAGGAUCUCGCGACCUGGAUCAACGAGACACCGACAAACCGAGCCCUGACUGAUCUGUACGACACUCUUUCAGGAAAUUACCCUCAAAAUACUUUCGUCGCUCGCCCCGUCAUUGGUGGUUGCUUCGCUCCUAUCCUUGUCCGCUAG